This is a messenger RNA of Hydractinia symbiolongicarpus, 1302 nucleotides long. RefSeq lists its product as uncharacterized. The transcript is spliced from 20 exons. The record is from RefSeq and is a predicted model, not a curated record. The coding region runs from base 59 to 1183 and encodes 374 amino acids. NCBI's taxonomy places the organism in Eukaryota, Metazoa, Cnidaria, Hydrozoa, Anthoathecata, Hydractiniidae.
CAAGGGAAGGCUUAUUUAGCUAAAACGUGUUGGCAGUUGAAUCUGUUUUGUCAAUCAAAUGGAAUUCAAAAUGGCGUACUCAUGUAUUUUCUUUUUAUGUGCUGUUGUUGCAGUUGCAUACGCAGCUGAUCCGUUACUUGAUCAACUGGAUAGCAAAUUAAAAAGCCUGGAAGAACGUUUGCAUCGUUUUAUGAAAAAGCGUGAAGGUAAAUCUGACCCACCAGUUGACCUCAGCAAGAUUGAUAUAAGAGUUGAUGGUCCACCGACACACCGCGAUUUUAUAUUCAGAUCUGAUGAAAAAGUAAAAGUUGGUGUACCAUUAUUUCACGAACUCGUCUCGGAUAAUCCAGGCAAAUCUGACCCACCAACGGAACUUGAUCGCAGCAAGCUUGACAUAAGAGUUGAUGGUCCACCCACACACCAUGAUUCUCUCAGAUCUGACGAAAAAGUAAAAGUUGGUGUACCAUUAUUUCACGAACUCUUCUCGGAUAAUCCAGUUAAUGGUCCACCCUCGGAUGAAAAAGCAGUAAAGCUUGGGAUGCCAUUAUUCCACGAAGUCUCAUCUGAUGAUCCGGGUAGAUCUGACCCACCAGCAAAUGUUAAUCCCAACAAUCUUGAUAGAAGAGUCGAUGGUCCACCAAAACACGAAGAUUUUAGGUCCAGAUCUGAUGUACAAGUUAAAGUUGGAAAACCGUUAUUUCACGCAGUCUUAUCGGAUAAUCCAGAAAAUGAUAACAUCAAGCAUGUUCCUCAACACUUAGGCGGUGGUUUGCGACCUGGUGUUAACAAAAAGAAAGAAUCUGACGUAAAUAGACAAGCAACAAAAAAAUCAUUAUCAGAUACACUAACAGGGAUAGACAAGCAAUUGGACGAAAUCGCAGAACUUGUAAAGAAGGAGUCUACUAAGAAGAAUUCAGAGCUAGACAGAAAAAAAGAUAAUAUACCCAUGUCAUUCCGGAAAGACGAAUUUAAAAAAUCAGUUUCCAAAACGAUGAAGUCCCAGAAGAUUCAAAAAGGUGUUUCAGACGGAAAAAAGGUUGAAAAUGUAAAACGGUCAGCAAGUGGCUCAAAAUCAAUGAGUAAAUUAGGCAAUUUGGCAGACGAUAUUGCAGCUUGGAAAAUGGAGAAUGAUCCUAAAAAAUGGGAAGAAGAUUUUCAAGAUGAAUUUUGGAAAAACUUUUAAAAAAUCCUUGAUGUGAAGAUUGUCGUGAGAUUAUUAGCGUGAUUGUGUAAUUAGUGGAUUUACUUUUAUUGUGUGGAGUGUUACUUAUGUGAAAAGAAAUAAUAAUAAAAAAAACUUCA